UCAGUGUUACAUACAGCAGAGAAAGUGAAACUGAACACAGCGCAUUGCUCAUUUUAAAUACUACAUUAAAUUUGCAGAUAGAAAAUGAGGUUCGAAGUUUUUAUUAGAGACGAGAGAGGACAGACAAGAACAGUAUGUGUGGAUUCAAAGGAGGAACUGAAGAACAUGACUGUAGAAGAGUUCAUAAGAAGAUCAUUUCCCAAAGACAACAGGGAACUCAGAUUUAUCUACAACGGCAGACAACUGCAGGAUGAUCAUACACUUGCUUCUUAUAACAUACCAAGUGGAUCUACUAUAUAUGCACGUGUUUGUCUACGAGGUGGUGGAGGUCCACCUCCACCUGAAGCUGAAGAUAAAGGAAUACCCAGGACUGCAUCAAUGGACAGAUUAGCUGAAAUGCAGCAGACUGAGCCAGAACCCAACACAUUAUGUCUGAUUCUGUAGUUCAGUUCAAUCUCAUAUAAAUCCAUACACUCAUGAGUGUAAUAUCAUUAACUAGCAUAAAAUACACUGUCAUACAUUCUAUUCUGAUUUCAGCCUCUUAGAGUAAAAUAGUUCAUAACACAAAUAUAAACAGUCACAAUCAACUGCUCGCCUGUACGAAAAGCAUUCAUUAAUAAUUGUAAUAAAAUUGGUAAUUUACGCUCAGUAUGUUAUUAUAGCAUACAGUUUUACUACAAUAAUGAGGUGCAAAUAUCUGCAACAAUUUGCAAUAAGCUAUAUACAGCAUCUAACUACCAUUUACUCUUAUUGCAAAGAAAAUGCUGCUAUUUUUACAGAGUUUAAAUAUAAUCUAUUUUUACUUUCAGUCAGGAUAUUUCUCUGGUGUAAAGAGCUUCUAUCACUAUUUGCAUUAUAUCACGGUUCAACAAUGUUUUUAGGGUAGCUUCUGUGUUCUCACAUGUUUUACUGUACAUGUGAUUAUAUACGGUUUAUAGAAUGUUGAUCAAAACAUUGCUUUGUUUACUUAUUUUAGUUUUGUCCUUCAUUAUUGUUUAAUAGUUUAUAUUCACCACAUCAUGCUGUGACAACAUGCUGCUAUGAGAAAUAUGCUGUAUAUUUGUUCAGUGAGACGUUUACACUCUUAUCUUCUGAGCCGUAUAACAACAGAAUGCCCAGAAAUUAUCCCAUGUGCUUAGUGUUAUUACACUGUACAAAAACUACAAAUACUUUAAGUUUGUACCUGCCAACGAUUGAUGUGUGUUGUGUUUUCAUUAUAUUACCAAUCAAUAAAACUGAUUUUUA
Molecule: messenger RNA, 1245 nt
Organism: Carassius gibelio (silver crucian carp)
Lineage: Eukaryota; Metazoa; Chordata; Actinopteri; Cypriniformes; Cyprinidae
Exons: 3
Coding region: 85-444 (119 amino acids)
Molecular function (GO): protein binding
Source: RefSeq, a predicted model, not a curated record